AUGGCUGCUAACGCCAGAUACGAGCCCGCACCUCAGCGGGACUCAUUUGAGGACUCGUCCUUCUCCCAGGCCCCUCCUUCAUAUCAGGCUACAGCGGAGCCAGCACCUCGCAGUGAAGGCGACAAUCUGCCAGAUGACUUCAAGUUCGGAGGUACCGUCGCCGAAGGCACUAUUGACAUUAGGAUGCAAUUCGUUCGCAAGGUUUAUUCAAUUCUAACGGCCCAGCUCCUCCUCACCACUAUUAUGAGCUCCAUCUCUUUCUUCAACGAACCAUAUCGCAAAUGGAUCCAAGGUCACCCGGUGGUGAUGAUAAUAUCCGUGUUCGGUGCACUUGGCUUCAUGCUUGCGACUUUCUGGAAGCGCAAGUCUUACCCCGCCAAUCUGCUUUUCCUAUCCGGCUUCACUAUUCUUGAGGCGUACUCGAUCAGUGUGGCGACAUCCUUCUAUGAGACCAAAGUUGUUGUGCAAGCGCUAGUCCUGACGCUCGGAAUCUUCGUCGCUUUGACCCUCUUCGCGUGCCAGACCAAAUAUGACUUCACCGACUGGAUGCCAUACCUGUUCGGCGCGUUGUGGUUCAUGGUCCUCUUCGGAUUUGUGACUAUGUUCAUUCCAUUUGGCAGCACUGUUGAAAUCAUUUACGGUGUGCUUGGUGCGCUGAUAUUCUCAGGGUAUAUUCUCGUUGAUACGCAACUUGUUAUGCGACACUAUCACGUCGAGGAGGAGAUCGCCGCUUCCAUCUCGCUGUAUCUCGAUGUGCUCAACCUCUUUAUGUCCAUUCUGCGCAUCUUGAACGGUGCCAACAACAAUAACUAA
This is a messenger RNA of Penicillium soppii, 813 nucleotides long. RefSeq names its product Bax inhibitor-1 family protein. NCBI's taxonomy places the organism in Eukaryota, Fungi, Ascomycota, Eurotiomycetes, Eurotiales, Aspergillaceae. The record is from RefSeq and is a predicted model, not a curated record. Gene Ontology annotation, cellular component: membrane. The coding region runs from base 1 to 813 and encodes 270 amino acids. The transcript has 3 exons.